CAUGUGAAAAACCACAACAGGAAGGAGGUAGACAUAGGUAAAGAAGUGUGAUUUUCAAAUGCCCUGCUGAAGGUAAAGAGCAUUACUCUAUCAGAGAUCACCAUGAAAGAAGAAAUAUUCAACUUAUCAACUCUAAGUGAUCAUAUAAUUAUGAAUUUCUCAGUGGAGAAAAAGAAUGGCAUCUACUCAGCUGGGUCCUAUGAAGAAAACAUGUUCUUUGCCACCUUAUACAUCAUUGUCUUCAUCGUGUCUGUUCCGUGCAAUAUGCUGGCUCUAUGGGUUUUCCUUCAGAGCAAGAGCUCCUCCUCUUCCAAGGUGUUCCUACUGAAUCUGGCUAUAGCUGACAUGUGUUAUGUUUUGGUGCUGCCCAUGCGUGUGAUUUAUCAUGCUUCAAACGGUGACUGGCCACUUGGAGAGGCAUCUUGUCGCCUGGUGGGAUUCCUGUUCUUUAUAAACCUCUACUGCAGCAUGUACCUAAUAACUUGCAUUAGCCUGGACCGCCUGUUGGCCAUCAACCUGCCCUUGAAGUGGCAAUCCCUAAGGAGAAGUAAAAAUGCUAAAGUGAUUUGUGCCAUUUUGUGGGCAUUGGUGACUUGUUCAAUGGUACCUGUGCUCUUCUCUACUCAAACCUCACCCUUUUGGUCAUCAGGGAGGAAUGUGACUCUUUGUUAUCAGCUGUAUUUGGAGAAAACAUCUUUCAAAGCCCUUGUGUCAACGGCAGUUGCAAUUUCUAUACCUGUGGUCUCUCUGACGGUGUCUUACAUCCUCAUUUUUCUCAAGCUCAGAGUGAUGACAUUUCAUCAGAGGACAUCUGUCCAAAGUAAAGCAUUCAGAAUGAUCCUGCUGACUCUGGCUACAUUCAUAGUGGCCUUUGUGCCAUAUCACAUGCACCGUUUCCUGUACAUUGAGCGCCACACACAGGGCAAGUUAUCUGAUUCUGAAAUUAGAUCUUUGGCCUUUGGUAACCGAAUAACUUCUGCUCUCACAUGUGUUAGUGGUAUAAUGGAUCCGGUUAUGUACUUCUUCCUGGCUCGUAAUUACCAGAAGUCACUGCUUAAGCUGUGUGGAAGAGCAACAGAGACAGACAGGCUGCAGUCCACCACCUGAAUUUGACACUUUUUUUUUCUCUCUCACUGUAUUUAAAAACUUACAAAGAUUACAUUUAAUAUAUUUUAAUCCAAUGUACGAUAAAGUAAUGGGAUGUUACGGUCAUUGUCAUAAUAAAUAACAUAAUAUUUCAGUUUUGCGUGUGUGUGUGAUAACCCGUAAAAGUACAACAUGCAUUUUUGACAUAACCCAUUUGCAAUUAGUUAUGCAAUUACUCACCGACUACCACAAUGAAAGAAAUGGUAGAAGACAUAAGUGGAAGUUAUUUCCACUUCCAAGUUAUUUUGGAAGUUAUUUCACCAAGUUUUUGAUAGAGACUCCAAAGCGAGUUUAUAAGCCACUCUGGAUAAGGGCAUCUACUAAAUGCUGUAAAUGUAAAUACAUAAGCGAUUUAAAUGUGACCGUAUAUUCCAUAUAUAAAAGUGAAGUAAUCCAUGAAAUUAUAUGAUAUGAAGUCGAUCAAUCAUGGUUUACUUUAGUUAGUCUUCUUAUGCCUCAAUUUACACACCAUCAUGUAAACACUCCUACGAAUUUAUUUAUAUAUAUACAUAAAUUAUUAUGAUUAUUAUUAUGAUUAUUAUUUUUACAAAUAAAUUGCUGUGUAUCCUGCUUGAUAAAUUAAGCUCUUGAAUGACCUUGGUGGUUUUUGACAAAAUUUCCCUUUGUAGCUGAUGUUUAACUUCCCUUAACCCUUUUUCCUCCGCUGUCCUUUUUUUUGUGUGUGUUGCCCCUCUCUUUGGGCUGGAAAUGAGGUGUCAUUGAGUCCAUGUAACUAAACUCUGUCUUUUCUCUAAAUAUUA
This is a messenger RNA of Ictalurus punctatus (channel catfish), 1907 nucleotides long. Its product is annotated as uracil nucleotide/cysteinyl leukotriene receptor. Gene Ontology annotation, biological process: positive regulation of Rho protein signal transduction; phospholipase C-activating G protein-coupled receptor signaling pathway. Gene Ontology annotation, cellular component: membrane. The record is from RefSeq and is a predicted model, not a curated record. Gene Ontology annotation, molecular function: G protein-coupled receptor activity. The transcript has 2 exons. NCBI's taxonomy places the organism in Eukaryota, Metazoa, Chordata, Actinopteri, Siluriformes, Ictaluridae. Bases 103 to 1107 code for a protein of 334 amino acids.